This is a messenger RNA of Aspergillus niger, 1107 nucleotides long. RefSeq lists its product as uncharacterized. The record is from RefSeq and is a predicted model, not a curated record. The transcript is spliced from 5 exons. Lineage: Eukaryota; Fungi; Ascomycota; Eurotiomycetes; Eurotiales; Aspergillaceae. Bases 1 to 1107 code for a protein of 368 amino acids.
AUGUCCCCAGGUGUCUUGUUUGCACCAAGAAUCUCCAAAUUGCACCAUCACCGACGCAUCAUGUUCACGCGGCAUAUGUAUGAACUGGAAUGCGAUCAGCCCAUUAAGAAGGGGCCCCCUCUUGUCGAUCCUUCGACUCUUGCACCAGCUAUCCUCGCCACGAUAUUCUUCUUUAUCCGGAUAGCUGCUAAACUCGCAAACCUCGCUGGUGGUUGGGGACUUGACGACCUCACUGUCACGAUCGCAUGGAUACUGGGAGUUGCCUUGUUUGUUGUGAAUACAUACAUGAUCAAAUACGGUUUCGGCAUGAAUACCUGGGAUAUCUUACCCUUCCACCACGUCACAUUAGUCUUCCAGUACUUCGAAGGUCUGGCGAUGAUGUACAAGAUCCAAAUCUCGCUCUGCAAGAUAUCCGUCCUACUCUUCCUGCUGCGAAUCUUCCAGUCCCGUGUUUUCCGCGUAUGCGCAUAUAUACUCAUCGCCAUCAACGCCGCCAUCGGCAUCACGUUUUCCCUCGUGGAUCUGCUUCGCUGCGUGCCAGUCCACCUGGACUGGCAUUCCUGGACCGGCGAAUACGAGGGCGUGGGAACAUGCAUCAAUUUCAUCGCAGCAGUUUUAGUCCACUGUCUUGUCAACAUUUUCGUCGACGUCGUCAUCGUCCUCCUACCGAUCUACGAAGUCAGCAAGUUGCAGCUGCCAUGGAUGAAGAAGAUCAACGUGGCACUGAUGUUCAUGAUGGGUCUUAUUUUAACUAUUAUCGCUAUCAUUCGUGUGAUCGUAUUCUGGGAGAACCGCUGGACCACCAACUUGACCGGUACCACCUCACCCACCCUCACAACCUUUUCAAAGUCCACCCCACUAACACAUAAAUGUAUUUACAGCCGGUCUCCAGCCCCUCAUUCACUGGUCCGUCAUCGAAUCCCAGAUCGCAAUCAUGACGACCUGUCUCCCCGCCGCCCGCGCGUUCAUAAACCAAUACGUCCCAGGUCUUCCCGGCAGCACACAACGACGGACCUACGGCCGAACCAACUCUCUGUACAACAACGGAGGUGCAUCCUCAGGGGUCACCAACAGCAAGAUUUCCAAGUCAGUGAAUAUCUCCGUUGA